AUGAUAAACGACAGCAAAUCAGAUGUAAAAAUUAAUGCGGAUGAAUUGUCCGAGAAAGACCUGUAUCGACUAAAGCUUAUUACGAGGAAUUUACAGGCGCUUUUGGGAUUGGAAAAAAUUACAAAACAGUUGGCAUCGAAAAAAAAUAUUCAUGUAUACUGGGGUACAGCGACUACAGGGAAACCGCAUGUGGGAUAUUUUGUACCAAUAAGGAAAAUUGCUGACUUUUUGACUGCAAAUUUGAAGGUGACAAUACUAUUUGCUGAUUUGCAUGCAUUUUUGGAUAACUUAAAAAGCAGUUGGGAGCUUUUGGAUAAUCGGGUAUUAUAUUAUGAAAAAGUAAUCAAAGCAUUGCUUACUGCAUUGCAUGUACCACUGGACCAGCUGCAUUUUGUUAGAGGGACAUCCUACCAGUUGACAAGGGAAUAUACAUCUGAUUUACUUCGGUUAUGUAAUAGUGUAACAAGGAGAGACGCUUUACGUGCUGGCGCUGAAGUGGUGAAGCAAGUAGCAUCACCCUUAUUGAGCGGUUUACUCUAUCCAUUAUUGCAAGCUUUGGAUGAGCAGUACUUGAAAGUUGAUGGUCAGUUUGGUGGAGUGGACCAAAGAAAAAUUUUCAUACUGGCUGAGGAACAGCUUCCAAAAUUAAAAUUAGGUAAAAGGUUUCACCUUAUGAAUCCUAUGGUACCUGGAUUGCAGGGAUCGAAGAUGAGCAGUUCGGAAGAAAAUUCAAAAAUUGAUUUGCUGGAUAAAGCAGAUGUAGUGCGGAGGAAAAUCGAUAGUGCUGUCUGCAGUCGUGAUUCCGAUGAAAACGGUAUACUAGCAUUCUGUGAGCAUGUUUUAUUUCCAAUUAUUUCUCCAAAAACAAUCAGUUUUGGUGGAAAGGAAUAUGACAACUAUGAGAAUUUGCUUGAAGAAUAUAAUGCAGGAGAGAUCUCUGAAACUGCUUUGAAAGCGACUGUUAAGGAAUUUAUUUGUGAGGUACUGGAAGAAGUGCAAAAGAACUGUAUGGACGAAGAAAUGCUAUUAUUACUAGAAAAAGGAUAUUCCACAAACAUAUUAGAUAAUAAUUUAGCACACUCUUCUAAUCCUAUCGUCGAUGAUAGCAUCACUCUGAGUGGUGAAGAAGAUCAAAGGUUUCGAGAAAUUACCUGCGAUACUGAGUUAGUCAGUGGUGAAAUAUGGCUUAAAAGACGAAUCAGAGAGAAUAGUUUAUUACAUAUUGUUUAUACGAUAGCACCAAAAGGUCGCUUUCAUCUGGGUUUUGUUAUUCCACUUUUCAAAUUGAAGAAACUACAGUUGCUGGGAAAUGUUUCUAUAACAAUAGUUUUGGCUGAUAUCGAUGCUUUUUUGGAUAACGAGAAAUGCUCUUGGAAUAUUCGAGACGCACGCUGUGAUUAUUAUAGUAUGGUUUUGCAGCAGAUUUUUAUUCUACUUGACUUAAAAGAUAUCAAAAUUGUUCGAGGAUCGAGCUAUCAAUUGGAACGGGAAUAUACUUUUGAAAUGUAUCAGAUGGCUUCCAAAGUAACACGAGAUGAAGCAUCCAUACUGGAAGGAGUAACAUUGGGCUCAUUAUUAUCACCUCUAUACUUCACCAUUGACCACUAUUUUAUGAAUGUUGAUAUUGUUAUAAUGGGCGAAGAAAUGCGUCCUUUUUCGGAAUUCUCUGAGCAGAUGAUGCAACGACGUGGACAACAACCUCGUGCACAUUUAUUAGUCCCAACCUUGCCAUCUAUGUCAGGUAGUAAAAUGUCUGCAUCAAAUCCUGAAUUUCAUCUGGAUCCUCUGGAUACACCAAAGCAAAUCAAGCAGAAGAUCGCACGUUCAUUUUGUGAACCUGGUAAUUUAAAAGGCAAUAUCGCUUUUGAACUUGCAAAACAGUUUAUAUUUCCUCAUUUUGGAUCAAAAUUGUUAAUCGAACGUUCGGAAGAAAACGGUGGAAAUAUAGAGAUUAAUGGUUGUGAUGAAUUGGAAAGAAUAAUUGUGGAUGGAAGUUUACAUCCCGCAGAUUUAAAAGCAGUAGUUAUAUCUAAAAUCAAUCAGUUCUGCGACCCUAUUCGAACAUGUUUUACAACUAAAACAAAGUUAAUAUCAACAGCUUUUCCUAGUAAAAAAGGUGGUAAAAAAUAA
Molecule: messenger RNA, 2130 nt
Organism: Brugia malayi
Lineage: Eukaryota; Metazoa; Nematoda; Chromadorea; Rhabditida; Onchocercidae
Gene: Bma-yars-1
Exons: 12
Coding region: 1-2130 (709 amino acids)
Biological process (GO): tyrosyl-tRNA aminoacylation
Molecular function (GO): ATP binding; tyrosine-tRNA ligase activity
Source: RefSeq, a predicted model, not a curated record